This is a messenger RNA of Apis florea (little honeybee), 1774 nucleotides long. RefSeq names its product cilia- and flagella-associated protein 61. The record is from RefSeq and is a predicted model, not a curated record. Lineage: Eukaryota; Metazoa; Arthropoda; Insecta; Hymenoptera; Apidae.
GAUCUGAUCGAAUUUUUCCCGAUUUAUUUUUAGAGAUGAUCGUCUUUUACGGCCACAACAUAGAUUGCUACUGCGCUCUUCAAGGAUUGCUGGAAUUCGGAGUGGAUGGCUCUUGGAUCACGUUGAUCCAUCCCCCGUUGGCCCAGUGUACGGCCUACGAUGAGGCGUUCUUCGACGAUUGCGAAGUGUACACGGAAGUGAUGGAGUCGAUCACGAGGAAGAACAUCAAGAUAAUCGUGGGAUGGGAAUUGGUUGAUUGGUACCUGGAAGACUCGUCCAAGGGGAAAAUGAUCGAGUCGAUCGUUAUAAAGUUGAAGGGGAAGACCGAGGUGGUGGAUUGCGACUUUUUGAUAAAUUUUUACGAGAAGACUAUCGGAAUGAAGAUAUUCUUGGCGAUCUGUAGAUCUGGAUUGAUGUUCGACGGCCAAUUGGUCAUAGAUUCGGACCUGAGAACGAACGAUCCGUCGAUCUUCGCAGCUGGCACCAUAACCAAGUAUUGCAGAAGGUAUUACAGCGAGUCUUGGCAGCACAAAAACUUCAACAGAAUCGAGAUCGGCGAAAAAUUGGCGAAAAUCGUUCGAUCGUUCAUCGAAAACGAGCACAAAGGCAAGGAUCCAGCGUCCGUCCCAUCCAAACGCAAAGCCUACGAAUCGGUAUACGUGUUCCGAUUACCAUUGAUAGUUGCCUGCAUCGUACCGGAUGGUUAUCGAUUUCUUCAUGUACGAAAAUGCGGGAAAAGCAUGCCACGCAAGAUGGCGAUCCGUUUCGAUAUUUACGGCCAGGUGUUGAUCACGGGAUCGUGCAAAAGCGAUAUCGGUUACUUCCGGAUAAGAUUAAAUCCGUUCAACGUGAUCGAGACUGUAACCUGUUUUAACAAAAAGAAUUUUGAAGUGGAUCAUAUAUGCUCGUUGUGGGGAAAACACGAGAGCCUGUUGAACAAUUUAAAGGCACGAUUCAAAGAAUCACUGAUCGUGGACUUUUUCGAAUACUUUCGGGAACCGUGGGCCCUGGCCAUAUUUUACGAUAAAUUCGACUGUCUUCGAGUGGAGAAUCGUGCCACGCUCUUGUCGAAAACGGCGAUACCCGGCCAAUCUUUGGUCAACGAUUGCAUACGUGCUCUAAUGCGGUCGAAAUGGGACGAGAUACAGGAGAGCGAUCUUCAAACCAUCCAAUCGAGAUACGCUGGUUCCGUUUACCAGCAAGAGAUCGAGGGGAAUCUGCUCGACUUUUUGCAAUUCUGCGAGGAGGAUCUGCCUGUGUAUUGCACGCCCCCGAAAUUGCACGAAUUAUACGUAAACAACAAGGAUAGCCCAUUGUACAACGUGUUCUAAACAACCUUGUCACAAUUAAUUUCUAUAUAUAUAUAUUUUUCUUUUUCUCGAACGAGAUCGAAAUAAAAGAAUCGCGAAACGAGCUUCCAAAGUAUUAUUUUAUACCCGCAUAAUUUUAUCCCUCGAACGCGAUGCAUUUUCGAUCGAGACGUUGGUCGAAAACCGCAACGAGCGCAUUGGCAACCGAUCGCGUUACACACGAUCGUAUGCACGAACGUUCGUGUGGACGAACGUUACCGACUUUUAAUAAACGAGUUCCCGAUCCGAGUCCUCGAUCGUUCCAUCCGCGCCUAUUUACUUGGCAUGCGAUCCGAUCUCUGGGUCAAGUUUAACAUUCCGCCGUGCUGCUCCAUAAACAUACGGCUCAAGGCAGCGUCUACUUGCCGCCUACGCAUCGUGAAACAACAAACACACGUCACUGAAAUGUCAUGGCGUGCCUGUUU